UUUUUUUUUAUCUAUCCCCCAUUACAUUAUUAAACACAUGGAAAGUUGAGGACUUGAGGUGUUCAAAAACACUUUUGUCACAUCCCCUCUUAAUUCAAAUCAAAUCUUUUUCAUAAUAGUCCUUUUUUCAACUCUCCAUCCCAAAAUUUAGUAGCCGUUGUACCCCUCUUCUCAAAAUUAAAAUUGUACAGAGUACCAUUACUAUUUAUUCAAUCUAAUUAAUCCAGACAAAUUACAAACUACAAAAAACCCCUCAUUUUCAUUAGAUUUGGUAACCCCUUUCCUAUAUUUAAUCCACUCUAAACUUCCUUUUUCUUUAAAUAUCUGGGGUUUUCAAAGAUAUCUCCUUUUUUACGUUAAAUAUCACCAAAUUUCUCCCUUUUUCUGGGUUUCCUCUGCACAAUCUGAACUGGGUUUUUUUUCUAAAUUUGUAAUUCAUAUCUGGGUUUUUAUUAUUAAUCAAACAGCACCCUUUUUUGAGUAAGUUUUUAGCGGUUGAGUAGUAAUUUUCACUAAUUUUCUUUCUAUAUUAUUUUAUUUUUGUAAUUUUAAAAUAUUAAUAUUGAAGUAACUGGUAAGUUUUUAUUGGAUUUCAUUGAUAUUUGUAACUUAUAAAUCGAAAUUUUUUCUUUCUAAUUCAACACAUUAACUUCACGAUCUCCAUUUUUUUGGGGAAAACCAAAGUUGGAGAGAGAAUAAUCCCAGAAUUCUCGCCGACUCAUUGAGUCACCGACCCACUCACUUCUAUAUAUAAACCGUUUUCUUGUCAAAUUCUUUCCUCAUUUACUCUCAGCUAGUAAUUUUUUUUCUCCUGAAAAUUGAAGUAAAACCCACAAAAAUCAUACAUUUUUAUUCAUUUCUCACAUUUUAUAUUGUUUUCCACGGAAUUUCAGAUUUAUUCAACCAAUACCCAUUUCCAAAAAAAAAAAAAAAAAAAAAAAAAUAAAAAACCCAUUAAUUUUUUUUAUUGAAAAAAUGUGGGUUAAUUUUGGAAGUUAUUUGAUGAUUUGGGUAUUUUUUAUAAUGUUAUGGAGUGAUAAUAGUAAAGUUGAAGGGCUUGGAGUUAAUUGGGGAACACAAGCCAAUCACAAAUUACCUCCAAAUACAGUGGUACAAAUGUUAAAAGAUAAUGGGAUUCAAAAAGUGAAGUUGUUUGAUGCUGAUGAAUCUACUUUGAGUGCUUUUAGUGGUACUAAUAUUGAAGUUAUGGUUGCUAUUCCUAAUGGUGAUUUAAAUGCUAUGCUUGAUUAUAAACGAGCUCAAAAAUGGGUUGAGAAGAAUGUCACACGUUACCAUUUUAGAGGUGGUGUUAAUAUCAAAUAUGUUGCUGUUGGAAAUGAACCUUUUCUAAAAUCUUACAACGGCACAUUUGAGAAUGCUACUUUGCCCGCCCUGAAAAAUAUUCAAAAUGCUCUUAAUGAAGCCGGAGUAGGAAACAUUGUAAAGGCAACUGUGCCCCUAAAUGCUGAUGUCUACGAGUCACCACAGGGAACUCCUGUACCUUCAGCUGGAAGAUUCAGACCUGAUGUAGCUGAUCUCAUGACCCAGAUGGUCCAGUUCAUGAGCCAAAACAAUGCUCCUUUCUCCGUCAAUAUCUACCCUUUCCUCAGUCUGUAUGGUAACCCUGAUUUUCCAGUAAAUUAUGCAUUCUUUGAUGGGGGAGGUGAGCCUAUUCAAGAUAAUGGGAUCCAAUACACUAAUGUUUUUGAUGCCAACUUUGACACAUUGGUUUCGUCCUUAAAAGCAGUAGGGUUUGGGGACAUGCCAAUAAUUGUCGGGGAGGUUGGAUGGCCCACGAAUGGUGAUGUUAAUGCCAAUAUUAACAAUGCUGUCAGAUUCUAUCGAGGCCUACUGCCUAGACUUGCAGCUAACACUGGCACUCCUUUGAGGCCUGGAAAUAUAGAGAUGUACUUGUUUGGGCUCCUUGAUGAGGAUGGAAAGACUGUUGCUCCAGGGAACUUUGAGAGGCAUUGGGGAAUUUUCCGGUAUGAUGGGCAGCCAAAAUUCCCUAUGGAUCUCACAGGCCAAAACAGGGAUGUCUAUCUUGUUGGUGCAAAGGAUGUCAAAUAUCUCGAGAAUCAAUGGUGUGAAUUCAACCCGAAUGCCAAGGAUAUGAGUAAGCUACAAGAGAACAUGAAUUAUGCUUGCACUUUUGCGGAUUGCACACCUCUGGGGUAUGGAUCCUCUUGCCAGAACAUGGACACCAAUGGGAAUAUUUCGUAUGCGUUUAAUGUGUACUUUCAGACCCAGAAUCAGAACCUCGAGGCCUGCAACUUCCAAGGCUUGGCUAGGUUAACUAUGAAGAAUAUCUCAACAGAUACUUGCAAUUUUACAAUUCAGAUAGCCUCCUCUGCUCUGAGGACUGCUGUACCUGCGGCUUUCUCUUUGAUCAUCACCGCACUGAUGUAUCUAUUCCUUUGAGUUCGAUCUUGUGGAUAUAAUGAUUCUGCCAUUCUUUUGCUUUCAUAUGCUUGGUCUGUCUGUUUCUGUAUUCUGAGAUUUUGAUACUAGAAUAGAACUUUAUAGGGUAUUUUUUGAUGAUUUAUAUAGAAUGUCAGCUGCAGAUAGUUUUUACCAGGAUAGUGUAAUCUGAGUUGACAAUGUUACAGUUGCUUACUCAAUCCCACAUGCUUCAGUACAAUAGUAUAUUUUUUUAUA
Chenopodium quinoa (quinoa) is the source of this 2658-nucleotide messenger RNA. Its product is annotated as glucan endo-1,3-beta-glucosidase 8-like. Gene Ontology annotation, molecular function: hydrolase activity, hydrolyzing O-glycosyl compounds. The coding region runs from base 976 to 2421 and encodes 481 amino acids. Gene Ontology annotation, cellular component: plasma membrane. The transcript has 2 exons. The record is from RefSeq and is a predicted model, not a curated record. Lineage: Eukaryota; Viridiplantae; Streptophyta; Magnoliopsida; Caryophyllales; Amaranthaceae. Gene Ontology annotation, biological process: carbohydrate metabolic process.